Meloidogyne enterolobii is the source of this 273-nucleotide messenger RNA. The record is from the annotation of a GenBank genome assembly. NCBI's taxonomy places the organism in Eukaryota, Metazoa, Nematoda, Chromadorea, Rhabditida, Meloidogynidae.
UGCUUUUUGGAGUGUUCUGGCGGAUCUGGAUAUACAGAUCCGCCAACCCUAACUCCGCUUCCGAACUUUCGGCUCUACAUACUAGGCAUUUUAUUUAAUGCUACUAGGCGUUUAAUGCUACUUUUCAGAUCAGAGUUAAGAACUGCCUUUCAAAAAAUGGGGCAUGAUUUAGAUGAUAAAGAGAUAAAAGCAAUUUAUUUACAAGUUGAUACUAAUAAAGAUGGAAAAAUUAAUUUUAUUGAAUUUACUGAAAUGAUGACAAGAAGGAAAUAA